AUGGUGGUGAUCUCUGACGGCCUUAACAUGACGGGCCCUGUUGAUUCUGGCUCCACAGCGGAGUUGCAGCUCGAGUCCCUCGAGUUGGACAUCAAGGCGCUCCAGCACGAGAGAGAGGAAGAUCGCAAGGAGUUCCAGCAGUUUCAGGUGUUUGUGAACAGAAAUUUUGCAACGAUGCAGAAAAACUUCGAGAAAAUUCAGGACAAUUUCAGGCGUCUGUUGUUAGAUCCCGAGCCAGCACAGGCAGAUCAAGUUGAGGAGGGCCAAGGCAGUGUUCAAUUGAAGGACAACCAGAUCAAUUCGCCUCAUGUAGCUCCAGGCAGACCCAAGCAGCUCCAAAUUCCUACACCACCAUCGGUGGCAAUGCCUGACAAAGGCGCACCUUUGCCAAUCGGAACAUCAACACUGAGAGAUCAUAAUGGCAAGGAACUGCAGUUGGAUGGUACACCUAAGGUACCUUACAGACACCCGAACUAUGGGCAAGCAAGGGAAACAACAGCAAACAAUGCAGUGCAGCUCGAUGACAUACCUGAAGAAGAAGCAGCGGACAACAUCUAUAGAAGGAGACCAAACACCCCAGUGGAGGGUCGAAGAAAUAUCCUUACGGUAAAACCAGCUAAGCUCAAUAUCUCUGAAUUUGAGGGCCAUGAUCCUGAGUCUUGGAUUCAGAAUCUGGACCAGUAUUUUGCUGCAGCAAGAACCCCUAUCGAGCGUAGAACAGAACUGGCUAUAUCUUACCUCAAAGGUCCCGCUGUUCAAUGGUGGAGGGGAACUGGAUUUGCUCCAAGCAAUGUUCCAUGGCAUAAAUUUUGCUCCUAUUUGUCUGAUAGAUUUUCUGUGGAUUCGGCCUGCGAUAUUGUCAGUUCCUUCCAUGCCGCACAACAAACUACUACUGUUACUGCCUAUGUAGAACAGUUUGAGCAGUUAAUGAAUACCAUGAGAAGAGAAAACCCAGGAAUUCCAGAUGAUUACUAUGUUUCCAGUUUUGUGUCUGGCUUAAAUCCAUAUAUUAAAAGUCAUGUGGAGUGCUUGAAACCUAAAGACAUGCAAACAACAGUCUGGUAUGCUAGGAGAAUGGAAAAAGCACAACCUCUCACUCCUCUUGUGCAAGCUAAGCCUUAUAUGCCUCAGCCCAGAAGACAAGUUAUCUUUGAGCAGUCCAAGACCCCUGUUCCUUUAGCCACACCUAACAGGAACACUGUUAUCCAGCAAGCAAAGCAAAAUCAAGUGUGUUACAAAUGCAGAGAACCUUGGGUGCCUGGUCACAGGCAGGUUUGCAAAAUGAGCCAGAGAGCUCAGAUACAGGCGCUACAGGUGCAAGACAAUGAAAACCCUGAAACAAUUUUUGUAACAGACUUUGAUGACCCUGACCUGGAAACAAAUGAGCAGCUAUCUGAUGAAACUGUGCUAAAAGUGUCAAUGCAUGCUGCCAUGGGCAUAGGAGCAGGCAGAAACACUUUUGUAUUAACAGUAAAAGUUGGAAAUGCAGUUGCCACAGCCUUGGUGGACAGUGGCAGUACAUCAACUUCCAUAGCCCCUGAAAUGGCCAGUAAGUUACCAGUUGCACCUACCCCAACACCAAAAAUCAAAGUAGUGGUUGCAAGUGGAGGAAUAUUAUGGACUGAGUUCCAGGCAAAGAAUUGCCCCUAUGAAAUUCAGGGUCAUCACUUUUCUGAUAGUUUCAGAGUCUUGAAAUUGAAGGGAUAUGACAUGAUUUUGGGAGUGGAUUGGCUCAGGAAGUAUAGUCCAGUUCAAAUGGAUUUUAUUAAAAUGGAGAUGAAAAUCUCUGACAGUACUGGGCAGUUUUUAACAUUUGUGGAUGAAACUGUACCUAUCACUCCUGUGAUUGAGGCAAAGGAUAACACUGAAAAGCUGUUAGAACAGGCUGUGUGUGGAUUUUUUCUCUUUACUACUACUGGUCUGGAGUUAACAGCAGAUAACCAAGAAAUCCCUGCAGAGUUACAGCCUUUGUUAGACCAGUAUGAGAAACUGUUCCAGGAACCUACUGAGCUACCCCCAAGCAGGCCUUGUGACCACAUAAUUCCUUUAAUAGAAGGGGCUAAAGUUGUGAAUCAAAGGCCUUACAGAAUUCCUCACCACCAAAAGGAAAUAUUGGAGAAAAUAAUUAGGGAACUCUUGAAAAAUGGAGUAAUCACACCUAGCACUAGUCCAUUCUCCUCUCCUGUGUUGUUGGUGAAGAAGAAAGAUGGUUCUUGGAGACUCUGUACUGAUUACAGAAAAUUGAAUGCAAUUACUAUUAAAAACAAAUAUCCCAUACCAGUUAUUGAAGAUCUUUUGGACCAACUCAAGGGGGCAAAGAUUUUCUCCAAAAUUGAUCUCAGAAAUGGGUACCAUCAAAUCAGAAUGGCUGAAGAAGAUAUACCUAAAACUGCAUUCACCACUCACAUGGGAUUGUUUGAAUUUUUAGUUAUGUCCUUUGGACAAACUAAUGGCCCUCCUACUUUCCAGGCCCUCAUGAACUUCUUGUUGGGCUAUCUCAAGUUUGUUGUGGUUUUCUUUGACGACAUACUAGUGUUCAGUUCCUCUAUGGAAGAGCAUAAGAGCCACUUAAAACAAGUGUUUGAAAUACUGCAAGCAAAUAAACUGCAUGCAAAAAUAGAGAAAUGUUCAUUUGGUAAACAGGAGGUUGAGUAUUUGGGCCAUGUCAUUAACUCAGAAGGAGUGUCUACUGACCCAUCUAAAAUACAAGCUAUCAAAGAGUGGCCAGCCCCUACUACAGUGACUGAGUUGAGAAGUUUCUUGGGGCUCAGUGGCUAUUACAGAAGAUUCAUUCAGGGAUAUGGAGUAAUUUGCAGGCCCCUGUUUGAUUACUUAAAGAAAGAGGGUUUUAAUUGGAGAGAGGAACAACAACAAGCAUUUGAAGCUUUGAAACAUAAGCUUACAAACUCUCCUGUCUUAGCCCUCCCAGAUUUUUCUAAACCUUUUAUUCUGGAAACAGAUGCUUGUGGGUAUGGAUUGGGGGCUGUCUUGAUGCAAGAGGGAAGGCCUAUAUCUUACUUCAGCAAGAGUAUUGGUCCUAAAGCAGCUGCUAUGAGCACAUAUGACAAGGAAGCCUUGGCUAUCAUUGAGGCUGUUAAGAAAUGGAAGCACUACUUCCUAGCAACUGCCCUUGUUAUCAGAACUGAUCAAGAGAGUUUAAAAUAUAUUCAGGAGCAGAAAAUCACUGAAGGCAUUCAGCACAAAUUAUUGCUCAAGCUGCUGGGCUUUAAUUUCUCAAUUGAGUACAAAAAGGGAAAGGAAAAUAAGGCCGCAGAUGCCUUAUCCAGAGUGAAGCACAUGAUUUCUUCAUUAACUGCUACUGCUGUUACUCCCACUUGGGUGAAGGAAGUAAUAAGCAAUUACAAAAGAGAUGAUAAAAUUAAGGAACUCAUUGCUGAGUGCACUGUGGACAAAACCAGCACCAAUGCUUAUUCAUUCAAGCAUGGUAUACUUAGGUUUAACAACAAGAUUGUCAUUGGAUCAGCUACUAACCUCAGGCAGGAAAUCCUCCAAACAUUUCACAACUAUGAGUUAGGAGGCCAUUCUGGGGAAAGAGCAACUUACCAGAGAGUGAAGCUGAUUUUCCAUUGGCAGGGCCUAAAACAAGAUGUGGUGACUUUUGUGAAAGCAUGCCCUGUUUGCCAGUUGAACAAGGCUGAGCACACUCCCUAUCCUGGAUUACUAGAACCUUUACCUGUGCCAGAUUUUGCUUGGGCACAUGUAAGCAUGGACUUUGUGGAGGGAUUGCCAAAAUCAGAAAACAAAGAUUUGAUUCUGGUAGUGGUUGAUAGAUUUACUAAGUAUUCCCACUUCAUUGCUAUGAAACAUCCCAUAACAGUGCAGUCUGUAGCAAGAGCAUUCUCUGACAAUGUGUUCAGCCAGUUAAAGAAGCACAUUGGAACAACAGUCAUUCCUUCUCCUAUCCUACCACUUAUUGGUCCUGAUGGCAUUAUCAAGAUAGAACCUGAAGCAGUUCUGGAGAGAGCAUUAAUUCCUAGGAAGCAGGGGAGUAUCAGUAUUCCAGUGGUCAGGUGGCUAGUCAAAUGGUCAAACCUUCCAGUGGAGGACGCUACUUGGGAGGAUUCAGCAUUUAUCCAGAAGGUUUUUCCUGCUUUCAGAGCUUGA
Aegilops tauschii subsp. strangulata is the source of this 4125-nucleotide messenger RNA. RefSeq lists its product as uncharacterized. The record is from RefSeq and is a predicted model, not a curated record. Gene Ontology annotation, molecular function: aspartic-type endopeptidase activity; nucleic acid binding. Gene Ontology annotation, biological process: proteolysis. NCBI's taxonomy places the organism in Eukaryota, Viridiplantae, Streptophyta, Magnoliopsida, Poales, Poaceae.